Messenger RNA from Cataglyphis hispanica, 985 nucleotides. It is a transcript of the gene CytC, whose product is annotated as cytochrome c-2. The coding region runs from base 184 to 510 and encodes 108 amino acids. Gene Ontology annotation, biological process: mitochondrial electron transport, cytochrome c to oxygen; mitochondrial electron transport, ubiquinol to cytochrome c. The record is from RefSeq and is a predicted model, not a curated record. Gene Ontology annotation, cellular component: mitochondrial intermembrane space. The transcript has 4 exons. Gene Ontology annotation, molecular function: heme binding; electron transfer activity. NCBI's taxonomy places the organism in Eukaryota, Metazoa, Arthropoda, Insecta, Hymenoptera, Formicidae.
GCGAUGCGUUGCGUCAUCCAUUGAAUUAUCCCGAAUUCGCAUUUGGCAGUCGCGACCAGCCUGUGCCUGUGAUAGACUAGUGGCUCUACAUCGAUCGGGACCGCUAUUCACGGUCGGACGACGGUCAAAGUAUCUACAAUUUUUCCAAGUGACACAAGCGUUCAACUAGAGAAUUAAGCAGAUAUGGGUGUUCCGGCAGGCGAUCCAGAGAAAGGAAAGAAGCUUUUCGUCCAAAGAUGCGCACAAUGCCAUACUGUCGAAGCAGGUGGCAAGCACAAAGUAGGUCCCAAUUUACAUGGUCUCAUAGGUAGGAAAACUGGUCAAGCUCCAGGUUAUCUGUAUACCGAUGCCAAUAAAGCGAAAGGUAUCACUUGGAAUAAGGAUACCUUAUUCGAGUACCUGGAAAACCCAAAGAAAUACAUUCCCGGCACGAAGAUGGUGUUUGCCGGAUUGAAGAAGCCGCAGGAGCGGGGGGAUCUUAUUGCUUAUCUUGAACAAGCGACGAAAUAAGUACCCUGCCUCUCCUUUUCCGCGUGCAUGUCGUCGAGUGUGAACAGCGCGAAAAAUGCGAGCGAGCACGCGCGAAAUGUCACAUACGGCACGUGGCGCAUUAGUACGAUUAUCAUCUCAUUACACCUCGUCACCUCACUCGUGUUCAUCUCAUAGACUCUCCCUCUCGAUGGUAUUCAAAGCGUUCGCAAUACGUGAUCGAAUAGUAAUGAAUUGUUAUUGUAUUAUUGAUAUAAGUAGGUACUUGCAAGUAUGUACAUUAAGGGGUUCAGCUAGCUGACCCUGUUCUCUUUUUCUUCAUGGAAGAAAUAUUCUCAGGACGCUAACGUUCGCCAUGCGAGUGGUUGAGCCACUCUUUCGCAUCUUGCGGAUUCCACGUGUCCCUGGCUAUUUAUUCUCAUAUCGAUUGUAUCAUGCAGCGAGUGUUGAUCUGUAAAUCAAGAAAUACAGACUAGGCAAUUGAAAAAAUUUAGAA